Molecule: messenger RNA, 5057 nt
Organism: Bradysia coprophila
Lineage: Eukaryota; Metazoa; Arthropoda; Insecta; Diptera; Sciaridae
Gene: Kr
Product: Kruppel
Biological process (GO): regulation of transcription by RNA polymerase II
Cellular component (GO): nucleus
Molecular function (GO): RNA polymerase II cis-regulatory region sequence-specific DNA binding; DNA-binding transcription activator activity, RNA polymerase II-specific
Source: RefSeq, a predicted model, not a curated record
ACAGUCGAUGGCAGCACGGCUGAGGCUGUGGAACAGAGAAAGAACGACAUCACAGCAAAAAAAAAACAACACAUCAUCCAUAUAUCCAUUCAAAGAAGCAAUCUCGCGCAUAAAAAUGUUUUGCAUUUUGCUUUGGUUCAGUGUUGACUAUUGGAAAGAAAAUAUUGACUAGGUCAGCGAACGUACACAUCCACAUACACACAGACACAUUUUUAUAGCUGUGUGUUGUUUUUCUAGUUUUUAUUUUCCUUUUCGGUGUUGCGAUAUCGUCGUAUGUACAUGGUUUGAAAUACUUUUUUAGAACUGUAUCGCACGUUGAAUGGGAUAGUACAUACGAUCGCGAGCGGUUGGAAUUUAUUCAUUCGCGAAUCGGCAUCCACAAAGUUAAGUUUAAAAAUUCACUUGAAUUAGAAAUUUAUUCGAAAAAUAACAAAACAAAAGAAAAACAUUAAGUGAAUCGUUCGGGUUUUUUUUUUGGGAACACGAAUCCUUUCAAAUUUUUAACCAUUCAAUUCAAUUUAAAAAUAAAUAAAAGAAAAAGGAAAAACUCUUUCUUAUUCAACUUGUUUUCGUGCGGUGACGUCUUGUUUUGAUUUGUUUAUAUGCUGGACUUAUGCAAUUAAUUAAAACAGAAAUUGUGCCGUUUUAACGUACCGAAUCAAAUGUGUGGGAAAUAUAUAUUUGCAAUAAUUUCCGUUGCUAAUUUAAAUUAAAUCUCAAAAGUGAAUAAUAACGGACAAUCACCGGUCUUUGACCAUACUAUGGCUUUGUCGAUGCUACAAGAUGCUCAAACAGCAAGAGGCAUAGCAGCGGCCUUAGCCACAAUGAAACACGAAGAGGACAUCCGGAUGUCCCUGUCACCUCCCAUGACCAACGAUGCUGCAUCGAUGUAUGCCCGACUAUUCUCAGGUAAUACGCCGGCAAUGAAUAUGCAAUUGAUGGCUGCUAAUCGGAAUGCAGCAGCACUCAUGGCUGCUCAGUUACCAAUGUCGAUGCGAGCAUCAUUGGCUGCAUCGGCCACAAAUUAUUUUCCUCAUCAUCCAGCCUUUCUCGGUUCAUGGCCAUCGCCGACCAGUACUGCAUCGCCACCAAUUUCUCCGAUAUCACCAGCACUAAGUGUUAAAAGUGUUAAGAAAAUCAACAAUAACAACAAUAUAGUUUCAACGACAACCGAAGUUUUACCAAAGAAAGCAGCGAAACGGAAAACUGUUAGCAUCAAAAAGGAAUCUGUGACGCCACCAUUAACGUCACUGGACUUGCCACUGACCCACGACCAUAUGAUGCCCGGACCAAUCAGUCCACCAACAUCCGGUUCAUCACCACAAUCGAAUGGAUCCAUUGAUAACCCGCCUCCAACAUCGACAAAAGAUCCGACCCGCGACAAGUGUUUUACAUGCAACAUUUGUUCACGAUCCUUCGGCUACAAGCACGUCCUGCAAAAUCACGAACGAACACACACCGGCGAGAAACCAUUCAAGUGUCCCGAAUGCCAGAAACGCUUCACACGGGACCAUCAUCUGAAGACCCAUAUGCGUCUACAUACCGGCGAGAAACCGUAUCACUGCAGUCAUUGCGAUCGACAUUUUGUGCAAGUGGCCAACCUACGCAGACAUUUACGCGUGCACACAGGCGAACGUCCGUACACGUGCGAAAUAUGCAAGGCUAAAUUCUCCGACACAAAUCAACUGAAAUCGCAUAUUCUAAUACACAACGGGGAAAAACCAUUCCAUUGUGACCGGUGUCAAGCCCGAUUCCGGCGACGCCACCAUUUGGUACACCAUAAAUGUGGAAUUACUAGUCCUACAACACCUAUCCUAAGCCCGUCAAUGUCGCUGUCCGAUAAUAAGUCAAGUGAUGCCAGCGACCUGUCAAUGGACCUGACAAAACUUCAAUAUUCACUGGACAGUCCGAUGGAUUUGAAACUCGAUGAUGGACAUGAUUUAGAGAAACGAAAUCGUAAGUCGCAUGACGUUAGACGAAUACUACGAAUGCCAGCCCAAAUACCUCAUUUACCUACUGUGCUUCCCGAACAAACCGAACCAGAAGAUUUAAGUAUGCAUUCGCCCCGAUCCAAUCUGUCGCACGACGACGAUUUGGAUGAUUUGGACGAUGCAGCAACGUUGUACAUCAAACAGAGACAGAGUAGGUAUAAAGCACAUAAACGACCAAAUAUUCCGUAAAUUUAGAGAUUUUACCAAAUAAAAAAAUUUAAAAUAAUUGUGUGAAUGGGUUGAAGAAUAUUCGAAAAUGAAUCGGGGGAAUGUGGCACACGAGAACCGAAGUAGUGAAAAGUUAAUCAGAUGCAAUUUUCAUUUGAAACAUGCAGCUGCUUCUUAGUAUACGAAUUAGCUAAAUCGAUCGAAAUUCGAAGGGGGAAUCGAGUACAGGCAACAUAGAGUGUCAGAACGUUUUCUGGGCAUUUAUCCGAUUGUUUCUUUUCUAACUUGUAUGGAAUUUCGGUUUGUAAUUAACCCCGGGGCUGUGACAUCGAUUCGCCACUCUUGGAAAAUAGAUACUGUGGUCGUUACCAUUGGUGUUAUCGGUACCAUUGGUGUUAUCGGUACCAUUGGUGUCAUUGGUACCAUUGGUCCAUCUGUACCAUUGGUGCCAUCAGAACCUUUGGUGUCAUUGGUGCCAUCGGAGGAAUUUCAUUAACAUUAUUACUAUCCGAUUGAUCUUCUUCAUUUUGUCUUUAAAACUGUUAACAGAAUAGGAAGUGGAAUGGCUUUAACAUUCGCCAUUUUCUUCUGCAGAUUUGAAUGCUGAGACCAGAGAAUAUGUAAAAUAAAUUUGAAAUUUAUAUGAAAAUCACUAUAAUGUUAACGUAAUACAAAGAAAUAUAAAAAAAAAAAAAUGGAAAAAUUGAGAAAUAUUUAAGAGUGGAACAUGGAUGGAAUAAAAAACUGAUCGUAAAUUUAUUGAUAUAUCGAUGCCAUAACUAUAUAACUACAGAGUCAAAAAUAUAAUAAAAAAAAUCGAAAAAACCUAUUUAUACGAAAAAGAAAAUCAAAAUUGAUUUCCUCAACAUAAAAAAAAAAUUAUAAAAAUUAAAAGGAUAAAAACUAAAUUAAACUAAAUAAACUAAUCUAUCAGCAGGGAAUAUGAAUAAUUUUCGUUGAAAAAAAAAGAAUUUAAAGGAAAAAAUUUUUUGUUUUUAAUUUAGUUUCGUAAUUUGUACGGGAAUUUUUGUAAUGGUAUACAAGUUCCUCACAAUAGAAAUUCGAGAGAUAAACAUGAUAAUGAUUGUGCAACUUAUUGGAUUUUGUAUCAGUGCGAUCAUUUAUUUAUAAAUAAUAAUAUAUAAAGAUGCUCACUCAAACGUGUCUACCAUAAUUCAACAACAAUAACAUAUAACAUCACAUCAUUCAAUUUGUUUCCAAAAAUAUUACAAUCUUUAAUAAACACAAAGGUGUUCGUCCGAAAUCUAAAUAAUAGCCAGCAAUUCAAAGACAUUGGCUAUAGGUACACGCACAUAAAAAUUCCAGAAAAUAAGAAAAAAAAAAGAUUUCCCAUUGAAUUCCUCUAAACAUUUAACCUUAUAAAAUAGUCGGAUAGUCCCCAUGGGUUAAAAAAAAGCAAGGGUAACAAAGAUUGUAGUAGAGAGGAGAGACAAGAAGAAAAACGUCGCUUUUAUGCCAAUGCAUCUAAAUAACCCAAAAACGGACCAACCGUUAAACCGAACCCCAUAAAUACACACAUAGCUGAUGUACACAAUAAAAACGGUGCGUUCGACCCUUUCCAUAUGCGUCUAGCCAUUGUCCCUUCCUCACAUAAUUGAAUGGCCAUAUGUAAAAUGUGAUAUAACAUUACGAUGUGUAUUGUAUCAUAUGCACGGCCCAUAUAUAUAUUUAUAUAUAUGGAUACACGUAUAUGAAUAGAAACAGUUAUGAAUGCGUACGAAUGUUUUGUAUAAUCCCUUUUUGGCAUUUAUACUUCCUUGUCUUUUUGUCACAAAAUUUUUAUAAAUAAAUUUCGAUUCCAAUGGUAAUUUUCUCGUCGUACUUAUCCUUUGAAUGUAUAUAUAACGCGUUAAAUGGUUACGGUUUAUUGCUGGGCGAUCGGUUGAGAUGUUUCAUUUUUGUCGAUAAUCCGGAGAAGAUCAUUUCAAAAUUCAUUAUCAUGGAUGCAUAAUCUUCAGUUUAUUUUUCCUACAUUUCUUCCAGAUUUAUUUCUCUCUUAUGUAUAUAUACGUUGCAUGCCAUUGCCUGAACUUUCCAUUAUAAUUGCAGCAUAAGAGCUAUAUAUAUUCGUAAUCAAGUAUACAUAACAGCAAACUAUAGCAUCAUAUGCAUUGUAUAAUGCAAUAUUCUGCAUCUUUUCCUAGUGAUCUCCUGCUGCGAUCCGGUCAUCCCACACAAAGGCAGAUUUUUUUUCUUAAAUUUUUGUAAUUCGACGCCAUGAGAUCCCAAUCAUUUAUCUUAACAAUUUUUUUUUCCUUUCGUGCCUUUCGCAUUUACUUGGAUGUUUCUUUAAAUAUUACUUUCAACCAUUCGUACUAUACCUGGAAAUCAUCUUCUGGUAAAAAACAUUUUAAAAAUUGAGAUUCAACAGUUGUGUAUAUUCGUUUCACUUCAUUUCAAAAUAUAUAUACUCUUGAUCGUAUAACGCAAACCCAUGUAUACGAAUUCAAAUUGCAAAAGAUGAAUGUGUAGCACACAACCAACAAAAGGAAAAAUUGUUCUAGUUAAAUCAUUUCCCUGUUUUCACAUUUUUAUUGCAUAUUUUCGUCCUUGAAUAUUUGCAAAUUAUUUUUUUUUCUCUUUUUGGAUUUCUUUUUUUGCAUACGUUUAAGUUUUACGACCACAACUAGGGCACUUUUUCUUUGUAACAUUUCAUUGUACGUACAAGGUUCUCCUCUUUUUUAAUGUUGGCGGUAAAUUGAGGAUAAUUUGAAAUGGUUUGAGUUGUAAAGCAAUUGUAAAUAUACUCUUCUAUGAGCGAUGCUUUCCGUUCCAACAUAAAGUUUGUGUAUGCAAAUCGUGGCAGAGAAGUGCAAUUUUUCGAAUCUGUUAGAUGUUAAAUAUUAUUUCCGAUUUUAUCUUCCGUUUGUUUUCAAU